AUGUCUAAAAAGCAAAAUACUAAAGAUCCGUCUGGGUUUAUUUUUGAUGUGCAGUCCAAUACUGUGAUGGCCCAAGGAGGAACCUUUGAAAACAUGAAGGAGAAGAUCAGCGCGGUGCGUGCCAUAGUCCCCAACAGGAGCAACAAUGAGAUUGUCCUUGUGCUGCAGCAUUUUGACAACUGUGUGGACAAAACAGUGCAAGCAUUUAUGGAAGGCAAUGCCAGUGAAGUACUGAAAGAAUGGACUGUAACAGGCAAAAAAAAGAACAAGAAGAAGAAAACCAAACCGAAACCGCAAGCUGAAUCGAGCCCUGGCCUGCCAGAUCCCGGUAAAUUGGUGUCCACUGAAGAGGAGCAGUCGGCAAACUCGGAGAAGGGUGGAAUUAACGGUUUCCAUGUCAACGGCUGUGCCCAUGACACGGAGUCUGUGGACUCGCUCAGCGAAGGUUUGGAUGCACUUUCAAUUGAUGCCAGAGAACUGGAGGAUUGCGAGUCUGCUGCACCAGACAUGCCUGAUAGAACAGCAGUGCCUGAACUAGAGAAUGGAAUAGCAGACUUUGACACAAAAUCGCUCAUCAUGCAUCCUUCCCAGAGCCCUUCAUCUCUUAGACAGCGGCCUGAGCAGAGGAGCACUAGCAGGUCUCUGUCCAGAUCAACAGCGAGCAAUUCAACUCCUGCAUCCCUCUCUGUAACGUGGCUGGAAGAUGUUCCGGUUUCACCUGCGAACAAGAAGCUAGGUUCUAACAUUGAAAAAUCAGUGAAGGAUCUCCAGCGCUGCACCGUUUCACUGGCUCGGUACCGGGUUGUGGUGAAGGAGGAAAUGGAUUCUUCCAUUAAGAAGAUGAAGCAGGUCUUUGCUGAACUGCAGAGUAGCCUUAUGGAUCGCGAGGUGGCGUUGCUGGCUGAAAUGGACAAAGUGAAAGCAGAAGCAAUGGAAAUUCUGGUCAGCCGCCAGAAGAAGGCAGAAGCCCUGAAGAAGAUGACUGAUGUGGCAGUGCGAAUGUCGGAGGAGCAGCUGGUCGAGCUCAGAGCUGACAUAAAGCACUUUGUGAGCGAACGGAAGUACGACGAGGACCUGGGCAGGGUGGCGCGGUUCACGUGCGACCUCGACGCGCUGAAGAAGAGCAUCGCCUCGUUCGGCCAAG
This is a messenger RNA of Fulmarus glacialis (Northern fulmar), 1144 nucleotides long. It is a transcript of the gene SPATS2, whose product is annotated as spermatogenesis associated, serine-rich 2. The record is from RefSeq and is a predicted model, not a curated record. The annotation marks the transcript as partial. NCBI's taxonomy places the organism in Eukaryota, Metazoa, Chordata, Aves, Procellariiformes, Procellariidae. Gene Ontology annotation, cellular component: cytoplasm. The transcript has 10 exons. Gene Ontology annotation, molecular function: protein binding.